AUGGAUGUCUCUCUUUGCCCAGCCAAGUGUAGUUUCUGGCGGAUUUUCUUGCUGGGAAGCGUCUGGCUGGACUAUGUGGGCUCCGUGCUGGCUUGCCCGGCAAAUUGUGUCUGCAGCAAGACUGAGAUCAAUUGCCGGCGGCCGGACGAUGGGAACCUCUUCCCCCUCUUGGAAGGGCAGGAUUCAGGGAACAGCAACGGGAACGCCAGCGUCAACAUCACGGACAUCUCAAGGAAUAUCACUUCCAUACAUAUAGAGAACUGGCGCAGCCUGCACACGCUGAAUGCCGUGGACAUGGAGCUCUACACGGGACUCCAGAAGCUGACCAUCAAGAAUUCGGGACUCCGGAGCAUCCAACCCAGAGCCUUUGCUAAGAACCCCCAUCUACGCUACAUAAACCUAUCAAGUAACCGACUCACCACGCUCUCAUGGCAGCUCUUCCAGACGCUGAGCCUUCGGGAAUUGAGACUGGAGCAGAACUUCUUCAACUGCAGCUGUGAUAUCCGCUGGAUGCAGCUGUGGCAGGAGCAGGGCGAGGCCAGGCUGAACAGCCAGAGCCUCUACUGCAUCAAUGCGGAUGGCUCCCAGCUCCCGCUCUUCCGCAUGAACAUCAGUCAGUGUGACCUUCCUGAGAUCAGCGUGAGCCACGUCAACCUGACCGUACGAGAAGGCGACAAUGCUGUCAUUACUUGCAAUGGGUCUGGGUCCCCCCUGCCAGAUGUGGAUUGGAUAGUCACUGGGCUGCAAUCCAUCAACACCCACCAGACAAAUCUGAACUGGACCAACGUCCAUGCCAUCAACUUGACAUUGGUGAAUGUGACGAGUGAGGACAAUGGCUUUACCCUUACCUGCAUCGCAGAGAAUGUGGUGGGCAUGAGCAAUGCCAGCGUUGCCCUCACUGUCUACUACCCUCCGCGUGUGGUUAGCCUGGAGGAGCCGGAGCUGCGUCUGGAGCACUGCAUCGAGUUUGUGGUGCGGGGCAACCCGCCACCAACGCUGCACUGGCUGCACAAUGGGCAGCCACUGCGGGAGUCCAAGAUCAUCCGUGUGGAGUACUACCAGGAGGGCGAGCUCGCGGAGGGCUGCCUGCUCUUCAACAAGCCCACGCACUACAACAAUGGCAACUAUACCCUCAUUGCCAAGAACCCUCUGGGCACAGCCAACCAGACCAUCAGGGGCCACUUCCUGAAGGAGCCUUUUCCGGAGAGUACAGAUAUCUUUGUCUUUGAAUCUGAUGUGAGCCCUACACCUCCUAUCACCGUGACUCACAAACCAGAGGAAGACACUUUUGGGGUGUCCAUAGCAGUUGGACUUGCUGCUUUUGCCUGCGUUCUCCUGGUGGUUCUCUUCAUCAUGAUCAACAAGUAUGGUCGACGGUCCAAAUUUGGGAUGAAGGGUCCUGUGGCAGUCAUCAGUGGUGAAGAGGACUCGGCCAGCCCCCUGCACCACAUCAACCAUGGCAUCACCACGCCCUCCUCUCUUGAUGCCGGGCCUGACACAGUGGUCAUUGGUAUGACACGCAUCCCAGUUAUCGAGAACCCCCAAUACUUCCGCCAGGGACACAACUGCCAUAAGCCGGACACAUAUGUGCAGCACAUCAAGAGGAGGGACAUUGUGUUGAAGCGAGAGCUGGGCGAGGGAGCCUUUGGAAAGGUUUUCUUGGCCGAGUGCUACAACCUCAGCCCAACCAAGGACAAGAUGCUUGUGGCUGUGAAGGCCUUGAAGGACCCCACCCUGGCUGCCCGGAAGGAUUUCCAGAGGGAGGCUGAGCUGCUCACCAACCUGCAGCAUGAGCACAUCGUCAAGUUCUAUGGUGUGUGUGGUGACGGAGACCCCCUCAUCAUGGUCUUUGAGUACAUGAAGCAUGGAGACCUGAACAAGUUCCUCAGGGCCCACGGGCCAGAUGCGAUGAUCCUUGUGGAUGGGCAGCCACGCCAGGCCAAGGGCGAGCUGGGGCUCUCUCAGAUGCUCCACAUCGCCAGUCAGAUCGCCUCCGGCAUGGUGUACCUGGCCUCCCAGCAUUUUGUGCACCGGGACCUGGCCACGAGGAACUGCCUGGUUGGAGCCAACCUGCUGGUGAAGAUUGGAGACUUUGGCAUGUCCAGAGAUGUCUACAGCACCGAUUACUACAGGGAAGGGCCAUGCCAGAAGGGCCCAGUCAGCGUGUCGUGGCAGCGGCAGAGGCUAGCAGCACCAACAACUUCCACACUCUUUAAUCCAUCUGGAAAUGAUUUUUGUAUAUGGUGUGAGGUAGGAGGACACACCAUGCUCCCCAUCCGCUGGAUGCCCCCUGAAAGCAUCAUGUACCGAAAAUUCACAACAGAGAGUGAUGUGUGGAGCUUCGGGGUGAUCCUUUGGGAAAUCUUCACCUAUGGGAAGCAGCCCUGGUUCCAGCUCUCAAACACAGAGGUCAUUGAAUGCAUUACUCAAGGUCGGGUCUUGGAGAGGCCCCGAGUCUGUCCUAAAGAGGUAUAUGACGUCAUGCUGGGCUGCUGGCAGAGGGACCCACAGCAGCGGCUGAAUAUCAAAGAGAUUUACAAAAUCCUCCAUGCUUUGGGGAAGGCCACCCCAAUCUACCUGGACAUUCUUGGCUAGUGGCAGCUGGUGGUCCAAAACCCAUACUCUGUUGCCUCCUCUCUCCCUGCCUCACAUCGCCCUUUACCACCUCACACCUCCUUUCUUCCUUCCCUGACUGAAGGGAACAUCUUCAUAUAAACUCAAGUGCCUGCUACACAUACAACACUGAAAAAAUGAAAAAAAGAAAAAAAAUGAAAGAAAAACAAAAC
Octodon degus (degu) is the source of this 2786-nucleotide messenger RNA. It is a transcript of the gene Ntrk3, whose product is annotated as neurotrophic receptor tyrosine kinase 3. Gene Ontology annotation, molecular function: neurotrophin binding; ATP binding; transmembrane receptor protein tyrosine kinase activity. The record is from RefSeq and is a predicted model, not a curated record. Bases 1 to 2595 code for a protein of 864 amino acids. Gene Ontology annotation, biological process: cell surface receptor protein tyrosine kinase signaling pathway; multicellular organism development; cellular response to nerve growth factor stimulus. NCBI's taxonomy places the organism in Eukaryota, Metazoa, Chordata, Mammalia, Rodentia, Octodontidae. The transcript is spliced from 19 exons. Gene Ontology annotation, cellular component: axon; signaling receptor complex; plasma membrane.